AUGGAUUUUAGUAAAAAGAACAAUUCAAACCUAUAUCCAAGUCCUUCUAAAAGAUUAAAUUUCGACAAUAUCACCGACUCACCUAUUUUUAAAACCAGCAGCCAUUAUCAUGAGUCUUUUCUCUUUCAAGAAGAGGCUAGCUAUAAUGGCAGCCAAAAUGAAAUCACUGCACCUUCUUAUAUUCCUAGCUUUUUCGACAAAAAGUGUUCCAUAACACGGAAAAAGCAAGCAAAAAACUUAGAAGCCCAAUCAAUUGAGUUUAAAAAAGCAGGGAAACUGAUAAUAGAAGAACUAAAAUCCCCAAACCCUGAAUUUGAAGAUGCCUAUUCAAAGCUAAGGGAAAGCUAUAACAAAAGUAGGCUCGCUUGAAAUGAAAUAGACAAUAUAGAGUCAGAGAAAACAGAAAAAAUGCAUGGAGGUUUUAAUCAGAUUCUUGAAAGCAUAGAAAAAACUUUGCAUAGUGUAAAUAAAACCAAUGAAGAAUUAGAAAAGAAAAAGAAAGAAGAAGAUAUUAAAAAACUUAAUGAAACUAAAGAAGAAAUAAAAGAUCCUCCUUUGCUGGAAAAGCAGAUAACUGUGAUGGAUAUAAAACCUGCAAAUGAAGCAAAACAAGAGAAAAAUGAACCAUUUAAAAAUAAUACGUUUGACUUUGAUUUUUCUGUUAAAGAUCCUAUUGUGAAACCAAUAAUAGAAAACAAUGGUUCUGUUCGCCCACAAAUUAACACUGUAAAACCUAUAGUCGAAAAUAAUCCAAUUAAGCCUAGCCAAGAUAAUCAAUUUAUGGAUCAAGAUAUGGGGAGCAAUAUGCAGCAAAAUUAUUCUAUGCAAACUCAAAAUACAUAUGCAACUAAUUCUCAAUGGAAGCCUCCAACUGCUAUUCCAGGCCAGCAGGGAGUAUUCCAAAAUAGUUUUUCUAUUCAAAAUGCUCCAAAAGAAAAUCCAUUUCAGCAACCUGUAAAUCAAUUUUCGCCGAAUCCAGCUUAUAAAAAUGCUUUCACUUCUCAACCAUUAGGUGCAACACAACCGUUCCAGCAAACAACAAUUGUUAGUCAGCCAACACAAUCUUUUCAACAAAUCACACUAACAAAUCAACCAGUCUUUCAAACUCAGCAAUCUCCAUUUUCUAUUCAAAAGCCCACAAAUGUGUUUCAACCAAUAGCGUUAAACACAAGGCAAACCACAACGCAGCCUCAACAAACAGCGUCACCAUUUCAACCAAUAGCGCUAUCUGCUCCAUUACAAUCAAACACAUUUUCAAUGCAAGCCAUGACAUAUCCCAAUGCCCCUACCCCUACCAAUUUUCCCCCAACAACUCAAAAUAUACCUAAUCCUCCUAUGAAUAUAUCAGCACCAUUUAAUUAUCCAAAAUUAAAUAAUCCAGAAUCUACAGUCAAUACUUCUAUAACAGAAACUCAAAAAAAAAUGCAAGGUUAUGCUAAAGAUCGGUAUGAAGCUGAAAAUUGUCGGGAAUUUUUAGAAUUUAGAAAAGAUGUUUGUCUAGCUUUAUGGAAUAUAAGCUCAAAGGCAAGUGAAAUAAAAUUGACAUCAAUAUCCACAACUCUAAGAAAUUCAAUGGCAAAUUUUUCAAAUUCAAAUUUCCUAACCAAAGCUCAUAUAUAUCUUUGCAUUAAAUUAGUAGAUUUGUAUUUGGAGGCCUCUCUUCACACUCCAAAAAUUCAUGGAUAUGGUGAACAGUAUAUCAAGUUGCUUGAAAAAGUUUCAAAAUUUUCAAAUUCUUCCCCACUUUUUGAAAUUUUUAAAUUGGAGAUAUUCUUUCGAGCUGAAAUUUUAAUCCCGAAUCCAGUAUCUCCGGAGCUUGCGCUACACAAGUGCCUCAUGAAAGACCUUGGAGAGAAAAAGAUGUCUGAAAUCCAGAAAAUUGUUAACACUGAAAUCAUCAAAAAUAUAGCGCUUGGAAAGCUGUUUGCAAGCUAUGUGAUUCAACUGCAAGACAUAAGUAAUGCAUGAUACUCUAUCAGCAGCAUUAUGAGUUGAGACUCAUCAACUGCUGAUCGAUCAUAUCUGCCUAUUUUGUAUGGCUGCUUAAGUGCAAUGGCAAACGAUUUUCGCUCAAAAUUCAGCUUUGAAUACGACAAUAUCGUUAGAGCUUUCAAUAAUACUAAAUGACCCUCCAUCAAGGCCAAACUUGGCCACCCUAUUUUUAAUAGCAUUGUAUCCCAAUUUGAAAAAACCUUCCUUCAAAAUCGCAUGUAA
Molecule: messenger RNA, 2214 nt
Organism: Blepharisma stoltei
Lineage: Eukaryota; Ciliophora; Heterotrichea; Heterotrichida; Blepharismidae
Source: the annotation of a GenBank genome assembly